AUACUUCCAUAUAUAACAAGCUCACCUCAACACGAGGGUGGAAGAGCAUUAAUUGAGGCAUCCUAUUCAGAUGACCAUGGACCGAUCACAACCGAGCUCCGACUCACCGACGCGAGAGCCGAAAUCCCCUGUGGUUCUCUCCAUCGAGUGCCUCAAGGGAACCUCCAAAGCCGACGAGUGGACCGACGACAUGCUCCAGACCGGAGACAUAGUCGAGGAGCUACGUAUCGGCACCUCCGUCACCGUCAAGUCGCCGUUCAAGAACGGCAGGAGCGGCGUCCAGAAGAUUCUCCACGCUUCCUUCAAGGCCAAGGACACGUCCAUCCAGGUCAGAGUCCGCCGCGGCCGGGACGACUUCACGGAGUUGCAGGCUUGUAUCGUACCCAACGACUCCGCCGGGAAAAGGGUGUACAUGCUCCGGUCCAUUUCCGAUCCCAACUACGCCGUCGGGUUCUGCGAUCGCACCGAAGCCGACUGCUUUGAACUACAAGCUUCAAGGAACGACCGGAUGGUUAGUGCAUUAACCAGGACGAAGCUUCAAGAUGGAUAUGUUGCAUAUCCUUGGGAAAGAAGGAUGCAGGAGUUGCUACCAAUUCCCUAUUCUAGCAGCUUCCUUUCAGUACUCUUCCUUCCCAAGGCUUCAGAUCGCGCAGCUUCUCGCUACAAUGACUUGGAUGACACCCUUGCUAGGGCAAAUGCCUGGCUCAAUGCCUCCCAGGCCUCUGGCGUCCCCGUCGUCUUCAUGAACAUCCAAACCGAGUCCCUUCUUACCAAGAUUUCCGGAGAGACAGCUUCUUCAACUGUAAAUGCAGGGUCAUUAUCCGAUUUGGCAAAUCUUGCAAGUGCAAGCUUGUAUGGUUUUGAAGAUUACCAUGGGGUUGACAUUGGUGUAGUCCGAGCUGUUCGCCUGUGGUAUGCUCCUCUUGGUCCAGAAAUUCCAAUUGAAAUCAAAUUGCAAGAAGGAGACGUCAAACUUGGUUUCGCCAUUAGCCGCACAGAAGAGGGGUUUAUAUACGUUUCAUCAGUGGCUGAUGGUGAUGAAAAUGCACCUUCAAGCCGAUCGGGGUUGAGCAAUCUGUACAAAGAAGCAGUGCAGGCGUCAAGGCUGCUGGUGGUGUCAAGGGUCUCGAACCAAAAGGUGCUCCCUUGGAUGGUUUCUUCAACAGGAGCAAUUAGAUGCUACGAUACUGUUUCACUUAGCCAGAAGCUGUCGCUGCACCGUCACGCCAAGAUUCCGGUGCCGAUUCACGUUUUUCUCUGGGAUAGAACUGUGUUUCCUUCAAACACAAACCAAACAAGGAGGGGUGCCUCUCCAUCAACUAUACCAUUACCGCUACCGCCUGAAGUUCAAUUGUCUCGUCAGCCUAGCGGGAACCAAAUACAACCUCUACAGUUAGAACUUGAUGAAGAAAGGUUAUCAGAGAGGCUUGAGAGAGAUACAGCUGGGGAGUCCUCUUUUAGAUUUCAUGAUUUUGCACUUUCUAGCAAUUGGGUAUGAUUAUGAUCAAUAUAUUUUGGUUCUUAAUUUUGUGAAGUAUCAUGGUAUGUUCUUUCUAUGAUUAAUCAUGCACAUUAGUCCUGCAUCUAGGCAUAAUUGGUUACAUGCAUCGACCUGAUUAGAAAUAUAGAUUGAUGGAGUGCUAGAACUUUAUGUUGACAAAACAGGACUUCAAAACCAAGCAUAUACAGAAGUGAUCAGUCAAUUAUCUUUGUGUGUACGUAUGUAAGAACUCUGUAAAAGAACUCUGUCAAUGAGCCGUGGCUUGGUUGGUUAAGGUGUUUAACUGACAACUUUGAGGUCAUUAGUUCAAACCUCAUUGACGUAUGUAGGGUGUGUGAAUUAUUAAUAAAAAGUUUAAAAAAAAAGAAAAAAAAGAACUCUGUGAAA
Molecule: messenger RNA, 1888 nt
Organism: Fragaria vesca subsp. vesca
Lineage: Eukaryota; Viridiplantae; Streptophyta; Magnoliopsida; Rosales; Rosaceae
Exons: 4
Coding region: 71-1498 (475 amino acids)
Source: RefSeq, a predicted model, not a curated record